UUACAGGGACUUAUGGAACCAGAAUCUGGGGCCAGUGGAACAGCCAUUACUGAAUUUAUUUUACUUGGCUUGGUGGAGUCACCAGGGCUUCAACCAGUUGUCUUUGUGCUCUUCUUCUUUGCCUACCUGGUCACAGUUGGGGGCAACCUCAGCCUCCUGGCAGCUGUCUUGCUGGAGCCCAAACUCCACACCCCCAUGUACUUCUUCCUGGGGAACCUCUCAGUGCUAGACGUUGGGUGCAUCAGCGUCACUAUUCCCUCAAUGUUGGGUCGUCUUGUGUCCCACAAGCGUACAAUAUCCUAUGAUGCCUGCCUCACGCAGCUCUUCUUCUUCCACCUUUUGGUGGGUGCAGACUGCUUCCUGUUGACAGCCAUGGCCUAUGACCGAUUCCUGGCCAUCUGCCGGCCCCUCACCUACAGCACCCGCAUGAGCCGGACAGUCCAGAGGAUGUUGGUGGCCUGGGUGUGCGCCUUCACCAAUGCACUGACUCACACUGUGGCCAUCUCCACACUCAAUUUCUGUGGCCCCAGUGUGAUCAAUCACUUCUACUGUGACCUUCCUCAGCUCUUCCAGCUCUCCUGCUCCAGCACCCAACUCAAUGAGCUGCUACUCUUUGUCCUCAUGGCUGGUGCACCUGUGAUUCUCAUUGUCACCUCCUACAUCCAUGUGGCAGCUGCAGUCCUUCGAAUCCGCUCUGCUGAGGGCAGGAAGAAGGCCUUCUCCACAUGUGCCUCCCACCUCACUGUCGUGGGCAUCUUCUAUGGCACAGGUGUCUUCAGUUACAUGAGGCUGGGUUCAGUGGAGGCUUCAGACAAAGACAAAGGCAUUGGCAUCCUCAAAACUGUCAUCAGCCCCAUGCUGAACCCACUCAUCUACAGUCUUAGGAACCCUGAUGUGCAGUGUGCCCUGCAAAGGGUGCUCACAGGAAAGCGAGCUAUGUUGUAA
Molecule: messenger RNA, 945 nt
Organism: Fukomys damarensis (Damara mole-rat)
Lineage: Eukaryota; Metazoa; Chordata; Mammalia; Rodentia; Bathyergidae
Product: olfactory receptor 3A1-like
Biological process (GO): G protein-coupled receptor signaling pathway
Cellular component (GO): membrane
Molecular function (GO): olfactory receptor activity; G protein-coupled receptor activity
Source: RefSeq, a predicted model, not a curated record